Zootoca vivipara (common lizard) is the source of this 838-nucleotide messenger RNA. RefSeq names its product lipocalin. The record is from RefSeq and is a predicted model, not a curated record. Gene Ontology annotation, molecular function: small molecule binding. NCBI's taxonomy places the organism in Eukaryota, Metazoa, Chordata, Lepidosauria, Squamata, Lacertidae.
CCGGCUGGCCUGAGUUUCUGGACAGGCUGUGCAAAGAGAGGCCAGCAGCAGACCCAGGAGAGCAUUAGGCACAAUGCGGACACAAUUCUUCAGCGUCUUUGCCCUGACCCUGGGCUGCCUGUCCCAGGUACAGGCCGAACCGGCUGUGCAGCCUGACUUCCAGCAGGAUCAGUUCACAGGGAGAUGGUACAGCAUUGCCCUGGCCUCCAACUCCCUCUGGUUCAAGAACAAGAAGCAGGUGAUGAAGAUGUGUACCACAGUGGCCGUGACCACGGAGGACGGGAACCUGGAUAUCACCUCCACUUAUCCCAAGCUCGACCAGUGUGAGACGAGGAAAAGCCUUUUUGUCCGGACUGAGCAGCCUGGACGAUUCCAAUACACCAGCCCACGCUCUGGAAACCACUUUGACGUCCGCGUGGUCGAGACCAACUACAACGAGUACGCCUUGCUGUAUUCCAUUUCCAAGGAAAGAAGCCCCAGGAAUUGGGCAAUGGUGACACUGUAUGGUAGAAGCAAGGAGCUGAGUCCCGAACUGCAGGAGAAGUUCACCCAGCUGGCCUUGGCAGAGGGACUUGGUAAUGAGGACAUCCUCUUCUUGCCCAGCACUGAUCUUUGCAUGACGGACGAUGCGUAGCUCCUAGGUUGAAAAUCCAGGUUUUGCUUCGAGCAAGGAAGCUUCAUUUUCUGACCCAUCUGCCAAUCCUUGACUUCUCCAGCACAGACAUAGCACCUGUUCCCUGUUCAGCCAUGAGCACUUUUCACCUCUAACCCACCCCUGUAAAAGCUGAUCCUUGAUUAAAAAUAAAAAAGUCACACAAAAUGGUAGUGUUGCUGUUUU